Asparagus officinalis (garden asparagus) is the source of this 1687-nucleotide messenger RNA. RefSeq names its product 3-ketoacyl-CoA thiolase 2, peroxisomal-like. Bases 92 to 1471 code for a protein of 459 amino acids. NCBI's taxonomy places the organism in Eukaryota, Viridiplantae, Streptophyta, Magnoliopsida, Asparagales, Asparagaceae. The record is from RefSeq and is a predicted model, not a curated record. Gene Ontology annotation, molecular function: acetyl-CoA C-acyltransferase activity. The transcript has 14 exons. Gene Ontology annotation, biological process: fatty acid beta-oxidation; phenylacetate catabolic process. Gene Ontology annotation, cellular component: peroxisome.
UUCCUCAAAUAAAAAAGGAAAUCUCUCUUCGUUCUCUCUCUAGUCGUCGAUUCAGUGUUUCGAGGGAGAGAGAGGAGAGCCAGAGAGCGAGAUGGAGAAGGCGAUCAAUAGGCAGAGGAUCUUGCUUCAGCAUCUGAAGCCCUCGUCUUCCACGGAUCAAUCUCUUCUUUCGGCGUCGGUUUGUGCUGCUGGAGAUAGCGCCGCGUACGAGAGGAAUGCUAGUUUUGGGGAUGAUGUUGUUAUUGUAGCUGCUUACAGAACUGCAAUUGGAAAGGCAACACGAGGAGGUUUCAAGGAUGCACACCCUGAAGACCUGCUAGUGCCUCUCCUCAAGGCAUUGAUAGAUAAGACUAAGCUGAACCCCAGUGAAGUUGGUGAUAUUGUUGUUGGUACUGUCUUGGCGCCGGGUUCAGAAAGAGCAAUUCUUUGCAGGAUGGCAGCAUUUUAUGCUGGUUUCCCGGAUACCGUCCCUUCGCGAACUGUGAACCGGCAGUGCUCGUCUGGUCUUCAGGCAGUUGCUGAUGUUGCUGCUGCAAUAAAAGCAGGCUUCUAUGAUAUCGGUAUUGGAGCAGGUUUAGAAUCAAUGAGUGCCGACUCAGUUAAAUUGGUGCGACCUGUUAACCCAAGGGCACAGUUAUUUCCACAAGCUCAAGACUGCCUUCUUCCCAUGGGUAUUACUUCUGAAAAUGUUGCACAACGUUUUGGUGUCACUCGUGAGGAGCAGGAUCAAGCUGCUGUUGAAUCUCAUAAGCGAGCUGCAGCAGCAACUGCCGCUGGUAAAUUUAAGGAAGAAAUAAUACCUGUGACCACGAAGAUUGUAGACGCAAAAACUGGAGAAGAAAAGCAAAUUACAGUUUCUGUGGAUGAAGGAAUCCGUCCAAACACAUCUAUGGCAGGCCUUGCAAAACUCAAACCUGCAUUCCAUAAAGAUGGGAGCACCACUGCUGGUAAUGCUAGUCAGGUAAGUGAUGGUGCUGGAGCUGUACUUCUCAUGAGGAAAAGUAUUGCAGUGCUAAAGGGGCUUCCUAUACUUGGCAUAUUCAGGAGUUUUGCCGCUGUUGGAGUGGAGCCUGGUGUAAUGGGCAUCGGCCCAGCAGUUGCAAUACCUGCUGCGGUAAAAGCUGCUGGCCUACAAAUUGAAGAUAUUGACCUUUUUGAAAUCAACGAGGCCUUUGCCUCACAAUACGUAUAUUGCUGCAAAAAGUUGGGGCUCAACCCAGAGAAAGUUAAUGUUAAUGGAGGGGCCAUUGCUCUUGGUCAUCCGUUGGGCGCCACAGGUGCCCGUUGUGUAAGUACCUUACUAAAUGAAAUGAAACGCAGAGGCAAAGACUCUAGAUUCGGCGUGAUAUCUAUGUGCAUCGGAUCUGGAAUGGGGGCUGCUGCUGUUUUUGAACAAGGUGAUGCAGUUGAUGAGCUCUGCAAUGCUCGGAGAAUCCAGCCAAACAACUACUUGUCUAAGGAUGCAAUGUGACCAUCCUCACUUGUGAAGAGUGUUGUGGACUACUAGAAUAUUUACUUUGUCUAGCCUGUGUGCAUCAUUUAAAGGACCCUCUCAAGUUCAUGAUGAAAUUCUCUUGAAUCAGUUUGAUGAAAUUAUCUUUGCUAUUGUAAAGAUAUGACUCAUGUAAGUAAAGAUAUAAUGCAAUCUCAUCGACAAAUAAUGACAGUGUGUCCAUCGUUUGCAUUA